AUGAAGGCUUCGUUCAAGUCUAGAUAUGAGCCCGAUAAUGCCGCUGCUGCAGCUACCGUCGCCGCUAAUGCCGGCGACUUCAAGCUACGUGCCUCCAUGACCGAAGCAACUGUCAUCAAAGGCCCCAGCUUAAAUGGUUUGUCCUUGGCCCUCGAAAAACCAGGCUUCUUCAUCAUCGAUUAUAACGUCCCCAAAAAAGAUUUUAUGUUUCAAUUUAUGAAUACAAUAAGGGUAGCGGAUAAGCCAUUAAACAUGACUUACAUUCAUAGCAAGGGGGAUAACCGGACUGUAUUGGAUGGGACUUUGGUGCUUGAUUCGACUAACAGGGUCUCUGCAAACCAUGUGCUUGGCACGGAGAAUAGUAAGCUGAAGUACACUUAUAUUCAUGGAGGAUUGACAACUUUUGAGCCUAGCUACGAUUUGGGGAAGAAUGCGUGGGAUUUCAUGGUAUCGCGCAGAGUUUAUGGAGACGAUGUGUUCAAGGCUACAUAUCAGACCUCCAGCAGAGAUUUGGAGCUCGAGUGGUCACGGAGUUCCAAGUUGAAUGGGUCUUUUAAGAUUUCAGCGUCUCUCAAUCUUGCAUAUGAAAGGAAAAUGCCAAAAUUAAGUGCUGAGACUACAUGGGACUUUGAAAUGUGA
Messenger RNA from Fraxinus pennsylvanica, 639 nucleotides. The record is from the annotation of a GenBank genome assembly. NCBI's taxonomy places the organism in Eukaryota, Viridiplantae, Streptophyta, Magnoliopsida, Lamiales, Oleaceae.